GUGUGUGAUGGACGGUCCUCGGGGCACCUCCUUCGAGCCCCGCCCGGCUGCGGAGGUCCGGGUCACCGCCCGCCCCUCCUCAUAGUGCCCCGCUCUUCUUUUUCCGUCUAGGUUGGCGGCUCGCCUCCCUAUUUUCCAGGUCCGCUUUACCUCUGCUCCUGAAUUCCCCUUGGUCUCGGGGUCUGAAACCGGCCUGAGGUGCUCCCCCCGCAUCCUCGGAGUGGCCACAUAACUACUGGCCCGUAGCAUCCUGUGCUUUCUCCUUUCUCUGGGCUUCUGUCUGCGCCUGCCCCGCCAUGAAUGAGGAGUACGACGUGAUCGUGCUGGGCACCGGCCUGACGGAAUGUAUCCUAUCAGGUAUAAUGUCAGUGAAUGGAAAGAAAGUUCUUCACAUGGAUAGAAACCCAUAUUAUGGAGGAGAAAGUGCAUCUAUAACACCUCUGGAAGAUUUAUACAAAAGAUUUAAAAUACCAGGAGCACCACCAGCAUCAAUGGGGAGAGGAAGAGACUGGAAUGUUGACUUAAUUCCCAAGUUCCUUAUGGCUAAUGGUCAGCUGGUUAAGAUGCUGCUUUAUACAGAGGUCACUCGUUACCUGGACUUCAAAGUGACUGAAGGGAGCUUUGUCUAUAAGGGAGGAAAAAUCUACAAGGUUCCUUCCACUGAAGCAGAAGCCCUGGCAUCUAGUUUAAUGGGGCUGUUUGAAAAACGUCGCUUCAGAAAAUUCCUAGUAUAUGUUGCCAACUUCGAUGAAAACGAUGCUAGAACUUUUGAGGGCAUUGAUCCUAAGAAGACUGCAAUGCGAGAGGUGUAUAAGAAAUUUGACUUGGGCCAAGAUGUUAUAGAUUUUACUGGUCAUGCUCUGGCACUUUACAGAACUGAUGACUAUUUAGAUCAACCAUGUUGUGAAACCAUUAAUAGGAUUAAACUUUACAGUGAGUCUUUGGCAAGAUAUGGCAAAAGCCCAUACCUUUAUCCACUGUAUGGUCUUGGAGAACUGCCACAAGGAUUUGCAAGGCUAAGUGCUAUUUAUGGAGGUACCUACAUGCUGAAUAAACCAAUUGAAGAAAUCAUUGUGGAAAAUGGCAAAGUGAUUGGUGUUAAAUCUGAAGGAGAGAUUGCUCGCUGUAAGCAGCUCAUCUGUGACCCCAGCUAUGUAAAAGAUCGGGUAGAAAAAGUGGGUCAGGUGAUCCGAGUUAUCUGUAUCCUCAGUCACCCCAUCAAGAACACCAAUGACGCCAAUUCCUGUCAGAUCAUUAUUCCGCAGAACCAGGUCAACAGGAAAUCGGAUAUCUAUGUCUGCAUGAUCUCCUCUGCACACAACGUGGCAGCACAGGGGAAGUACAUCGCCAUAGUCAGUACAACUGUGGAGACCAAGGAACCUGAGAAAGAAAUCAAACCAGCUUUGGAGCUGUUGGAACCAAUUGAACAGAAAUUCAUUAGUAUCAGUGACCUGCUUGUACCAAAAGAUUUGGGAACAGAAAGCCAGAUCUUUAUUUCCCGUACAUAUGAUGCUACAACUCACUUUGAGACAACCUGUGAUGACAUUAAAGACAUCUAUAAGAGGAUGACAGGAACCGAGUUUGACUUUGAGGAAAUGAAGCGCAAGAAAAAUGACAUCUAUGGGGAAGACUAACAGCAGUCCAUGUUACCAUCUAAUUAGGACAAACUUUAAAAUUUGGCAAAUAAUGCAUAUUGUAUGAAAUCAAUAUUGUAAGGCCUGCUUUUGUAAUCCAAACUGAGAGAUUGCAGAGCACUGCACCAGUAAAUACAACUCCCCUUUCUAAUAUUGUGUAUUAACUUGUUUUCAUGGAGUGGCUAUUCAGAAUUGACAGGCGACCACAUUCUGUACUGUUUAACCAAUGCUGGCUUUUUUUCUAGUGAAGGGUAAGUUUUAAAACAACAUUGUGAUACUGAUACAGAGAACUUGAUACAGUAUUUGUAUCUUUUAAUCAGUGUAGCCUUUGCAGUUACGUGCUUCUGCUGCUCAAGAGCUGGAUCAAUGCAAUUUGCGUGCCAUCUGUCCUCUUGACAUUAAGGAAAUCUGAAAUCAAAUAUUCCAUAAUUUGGGACAGCAUCUCAAAGUUUUCCCUAUAGCUUUACAUUUUGUGUCCUGUCAAGUAUUACGAUAGUGCCCGUAUAGCCUGGCCACAGAGAUGGGUUUAUGUGGGCCUAAAAUUCUAACUGAACUCCAGACUUCAACAUUUUGGAGGAAGCCUGUGUGCGGUGUUUUAACCUGAUAAAAUUGGUGAGAGCAAAUGAAAAAGAAACCUAUCACAAAGCAGGUAAAUGUAGAAGCUUCUUUUGUAUCCCACGUAUGGCUUCUUCAACGGACCAAGCUGCAAUGAAAUGCAGUAUUGAUUUGACAGAGCCUUUCAUUCAAUGAUGUCUGCCUCAAAAUGGCUCCAAAUGAUUUCUGUACUGCAAAAUAAAGCCAAACUCGGGAAACCAAUUCCCUCUCAAUGAGUCUGUGUGUGUCCUGGUGUUUAAGAGCUAUAGAAGUACUGUGCUGGCUUCGACACAGCUGUUUAUUUCCUUUGGCAGAGCUGAAACUGAUGCUUAGGAGAGAUGCUGGUGAAGUGUGUGCUUAGUCACUGACAGCUUGUGAGGAUUCAAAUGUGGAUAAAAAGUCUGUUUACCUGGCUUCACUGUGAAUAGACCCCAGAUUACAUUCUUUUGACUCAAUAUAACCAAAACUCGUAGAGAUUCUUAUUGGUGGUUUACAAGUAUUGUUUUCCAUACAAAUGCAAGUUACUGGCUUUGAUAAUUUUACUUAUAAUAUCAUGAGAAUAAGUGAAUUGUCAGGUGGAAUAGGAACUUCAAUAUUUUUGCAUAAUUCAAAUUUUAGUUAGACUGGUACCUCCUUUCCCUUUGAUAGCAUAUACAGUGAUAGCUGUCAGAUGAGUGAAGACAACCGUAUUCUUGUAGGCUGAAUAUUGAUUCUUAUAGUUAAGUCUGAAGGGCAUAUGACUAAGGUAGUUAAUCUGUUAAAGCAAUUAGGGUAAUAAUUUAGAUUAUUAUUCAAAUUGUCUGAUUUACCUGACCUCAGUUUCUAAAUGUCAUACUACCCAUUUUUGGCCAGAAAGUUCUUUGUUGUGGGGGACUGUCCUAUGCAUUAUAUGUUUACUGGCAUCUCUGACUUAGCCACUGUAUGCUAGGAAUACCUCCCUAGCCCAAGAACCAGAAAUGCCCCUGGAUUUUAUGUUUCCCAGGGGACAAAAUUGCCCCAGGUGAGAACUUCCAGGCUUUAUGUGAGAAGAUGAUCUAAAAUCCCAGCAAGUCUUUUUCCCUUCCCUACCUAUAUUUUAACUUGUCAACUAUUCAUGCAGGCGGAUGUACAUGCUGGACUAAUAAGUAGAAAGAAAAAAAUACCAGCACUUUUGCAUGUUCCUCAUUUAAUUAUACUACUUCUCUCCCAGGCCAAUGGGGUCAAGAUGACAAAGGCACAAGUUCUGGAAGAGCCUAUAGUCCAGAUUAGACCCAUUAUUCUGUGGCUUGGUUAAGUGUUAAACUGUAGAAAAAGGGGUAUGGAAACUGAUGGCCUUGUGGGUAGGAUGUUGGAAGGGUUUUCAGCAAAGGGAGCUGAACAUUUGAGGUACAACUUGAAACGUGCUGUUGGGCAGACAGCACCUGACAGGUGGUAGUACAUACUCACUAAAUGUUUCCUCAAUGUACCAAAUAUGGUUAUGGCCCUCUUAUGAGAGUCUUAUCCCUGGGG
This is a messenger RNA of Phyllostomus discolor (pale spear-nosed bat), 3716 nucleotides long. It is a transcript of the gene GDI2, whose product is annotated as GDP dissociation inhibitor 2. The record is from RefSeq and is a predicted model, not a curated record. Gene Ontology annotation, molecular function: Rab GDP-dissociation inhibitor activity. Bases 297 to 1634 code for a protein of 445 amino acids. Gene Ontology annotation, cellular component: cytoplasm. The transcript is spliced from 11 exons. NCBI's taxonomy places the organism in Eukaryota, Metazoa, Chordata, Mammalia, Chiroptera, Phyllostomidae. Gene Ontology annotation, biological process: protein transport; vesicle-mediated transport; small GTPase-mediated signal transduction.